AUGCUAUAUGAGUGGAAUGGCCGAAUGCUCUCCGCUGCUGCUGGAGGAGGUAUUAACUGGGUUGACAUGGGCACUGGAACACAUUACGGGUUUGCGACUUUUUCCAGUAACCUCGGUCAUGUCGGUAUCGAUACCGAAGGAACAUGGGCCAUUGGUAGGCCCAAGGCUGUCAUCGACUGGGGCUACCGCGCAUGGAAUGGAACAACUGUUCUGGGCAAGCUCUUGAUCAAGAACUGUAUGAAGAACAUGCAAGAAUACCCCGAUGACUAUGAUGGUGUGUUUGCCAGUGCCUCAGCGUGGUGGACUGAUCACCAGCAGCUCUACAAUUUGACGCAGACCACCUACCAGGCACCUGCCGGAUCUUCCCAUUCUAUACCCGAAAAGAUGUUUGAUAUCCUUGCUGCCGAGGUUAUCAAGCAGUGUGAUGUCCAAAACGGCGUGCAGGACAGCAUCAUCUCCAAUUCGCAGGGCUGUGUCUUCAAUGCCAAUACCCUGGCUUGUAACGCGACUAGUUCUUCAGAAGAGUGCCUAACCUCUGAGCAGUUCACCACUCCCUCCAAGAUAUACAAUGACUGGGUUGACACUAACCAGACCUUUGUAUACGGCCACAUGUGGCUCGGAAGUGAGGCUUCGUGGUUGAUGGGUAACAUCGGACUAGGGAAGAACAGCACUAUUUCACAACAGCUGUGGUACCCCCGUGAUCUGAUGGGUCUCGGUGAUGACUUCAACUGGCAGGAUCUGGACUACAGCACGGUUCAGCUUGCCGAGAAACUGAACCCUGGAAAUGGCACUGCCGACAAGUUUGAUAUCAGUGCUUUCCACAACCGUGGUGGUAAAUUUCUUCACUACCACGGUCUGUCGGAUGCAUACGUUUCCCCAGAUGCUAGUAUCUACUAUUACGACCAGGCUACCAGCGCGGUCAAGUCGCAAGGAAUCGAGAUGGAUGACUUCUACCGCAUGUUCCUGAUUUCCGGCAUGGAGACUCCUGAUACCAUGAACGCUCCUUGGUACAUCGCCGGACCUGACCAAGCCUCCACCAUCAAUACUGGCACAUACAGCACCCCUGGAUACAGAGAUUCUCAGCACGAUAUUGUCUUGGCUAUGAUGGCAUGGGUUGAAAAUGGGACUGCCCCAAGCAACAUUAUCGCCACAAAGUUCAAGAACGAUACCACUGCCAUCGAAGUCUUGCGCCAGCGUCCUAUCUGCCACUAUCCUCACCAGGCUAAGUACAACGGCAAGGGUGACACCGAUGAUGCCUCUAGCUGGGUCUGCAAGCCUAUAUACUAG
Messenger RNA from Penicillium hordei, 1287 nucleotides. RefSeq names its product tannase and feruloyl esterase. The transcript is spliced from 5 exons. The coding region runs from base 1 to 1287 and encodes 428 amino acids. Lineage: Eukaryota; Fungi; Ascomycota; Eurotiomycetes; Eurotiales; Aspergillaceae. The record is from RefSeq and is a predicted model, not a curated record.